Leptopilina boulardi is the source of this 2060-nucleotide messenger RNA. RefSeq names its product transmembrane protein 170B. Lineage: Eukaryota; Metazoa; Arthropoda; Insecta; Hymenoptera; Figitidae. The record is from RefSeq and is a predicted model, not a curated record. The transcript has 4 exons. Bases 341 to 748 code for a protein of 135 amino acids.
GUCAUGACUCAAGACGUCAAAUAAAUACCAACAAAAUGUGAUCGUGUGUUUUCCAACGAUUUUAGGAAAAUUAAAUGAAUAUUUGUUAAUUCUCAUUAAAUAAAUUACAUUGUCUUAAAUAUCGUUAAGCAACAGUAUGUAAAUAUCAAUAAAUAGAAUGUAAUGUGUUCAACAAGUCUCAAGAAUCAUUGCAUUGUUUCCAUUAUUGACAGUCGAAAAAUGAGAAUUUCAUUCAAGAUGACAUUUCGGGAUAUCGCAUCGCAAUGAGACUUGAAUCCGACGAAACUUGAAAAAUUAAUUAGUGUUUAUUGUAUUUUGAUACACUGUCCAAGACUUAGAAAUGCCUGAUGAUAAUUUACAAAAUGUUGCACUUCAAUCUCAAUCGGGCAGUAAAUCAAUUAAUAAUGCUGGUAAUAUCUUUGACACACCAUUAACAUCAUUCGCUGAGAUGUGGUACCAAAUAUUUUUAUCGGCACUCUUCUCCUCGAUUUUUGUCCAUACAAUUGCUGGUGCAAUAUGCUUUGCAACCUUAAGAAAACACAAAUAUGGAAAGUUCUUCCCCCUUCUGAUUAUAAUAAUGGGCUUUGUUCUACCGCUAACAUCAGGAGUUCUCAGUUCUGCUGCAGUGGCUUUUGUCUAUAAAGCAUCAAACUACCAAAUGCCAUCUUUAUAUGCCUUAUUCUGGGGUAUUGGGCAGACUGUCGUGGCUGCUUGCGUUGGCUUCACAAGAAUUCUAGCAACCUUAUAAAUCUGACAAAAAAUUUACUUCCCAUUUAAAGCAAUUAAUUUAUCUUCUUUCUGUCUCAAAGCACAAUUUAUUUGAAUUCAAAGAACUUAGUUUUUCAGUAUAAAAUAUUUGUUAUUCAUUAUUUAAAAAGAUAUCUCUUUAUAUUUAAAUAUUUCUAGGUGUACUGUAUUCUAAACCAUUGCCUUUAAAAACAAAAAAAUACGAUUAGAUAGAAAAAAUGAAGAAAAAAUUAAACAAUUUUUAGUUUUUCUGGAUUGAAAUUAGAAACUAGUUUUUUUCAUUUAAAACUUUGUAUGAUUUUUCAUACAAGUUAUGUUAUAAUAACAUAACUAUUGUUUUUCGUUAAAAGAAAAGUAUUUAAAAUUAAAUUUUUUAAAAUAAAAAGUAAUUUUAAGAAAAUGUAUUGUACAGGGGAAAAAAGUAUUUAAAUUUGAGACAAUUAAGAAAUCGGACAUAAUAAUAAUUCCUGUGAAUGACUGUAGAUAGUAUUUAUAAUACACGAUAAAUAUUAUUAUAUAUGUCCGAUAAUAAUUUGUAUAAAUGCCAAUUAAAAUAACGUUUAUUUUAUAAACUGACUGAAUUUUUUAAGAAAUUUAACUACGCAUACAGUAGACAAAAUUUAUUUUCGCAUCACUUGUUCAUGUCAGAAAAUAGAAAAUUUAUAUUUUUGUCUACUAAUUUUUAAAAAAGAGUAAGGUUUUUGUAUUUUAGUGAAAAUUUAUAAAUAUUUUAUUUCAUUUUCAUUUUUUAGUAGAUUCGAUUGUGAUGUUUAUAUUUUUUAUUAAACAUCUUCUAAUUUGCAAAAUGUGUGCAAUAAUGAAAAAACGAGUAUGAGAAAAAAGUUAUAUAUUACAUAAAUUUUGUAAAUGUAUUGUAUAUGUAAAUAAUAUCUUAAAUUAUUUUAAUGGAAAAUAAUUAAAUUUAUAUAUAAUUAGCUCUCGAUUCAGUUAUGUAAUUAAUUUUGCAAUAGAUUAUAUGUGUUUGUUUGAAUACUUCAGCACAUUAACUCACUCAUGUCUUUCAUAUAAGGGUGGUUGGCCUUUUUUUGCAUGAUUGAUUAAGACAUUUUUCUUUUGAAAAAUGUUAUUUUUUAAAAUAUUUUUUUUAGUAAAAAUUUACAAAUUGAUAUAAGAAUGUUUUAUCAUGCAGAGUCGACUACAUACAUACUUAAAGUAUCUUCUUGAAAAAGUAAAUGAUUGAUUGUAUACAUUAUAUCUAUAAUAGUUGAAAAUUCUCACGGAUAACACAUUUACACGACUGUAUAUUAAAAAUAUGUAUGAUAAUUAUUAAAUAGAUACAUUUAUUAACGUUA